Messenger RNA from Oppiella nova, 333 nucleotides. The record is from the annotation of a GenBank genome assembly. NCBI's taxonomy places the organism in Eukaryota, Metazoa, Arthropoda, Arachnida, Sarcoptiformes, Oppiidae.
AUGGAUUUGCUUCGCAACCGAAUGGUCGCCGUCACCACUCUCUCCACCAUUGCCUUCACUGUCAAUGAAGUGGUCGACCAGUUUGCUCUACAGUACUGGUCGUCGAAGCCUGACGGGCCGCCACAUCAGCAUGGGCCUCUAUCUCCAAUCGAAACAAAGAUUGCCGUUUCUGUCCUCAAAGAGAAGCAAAACCAAUUGCUGUCCACACCUGUGGCCUCUAAUUUGGCCGCCAAUGAGACCUCAAACACCACCACACCUUCCCCUCCAACUCAACCCAAUCCCCUCCAACCCAAUGCCACUCAUAAUUUCUAUAAACUGACCAGGAUAGCUUAG